Messenger RNA from Triplophysa dalaica, 6168 nucleotides. RefSeq names its product DENN/MADD domain containing 1B (gene dennd1b). The record is from RefSeq and is a predicted model, not a curated record. The transcript has 22 exons. Gene Ontology annotation, molecular function: guanyl-nucleotide exchange factor activity; phosphatidylinositol phosphate binding. Bases 942 to 3260 code for a protein of 772 amino acids. Gene Ontology annotation, biological process: endocytic recycling; endocytosis. NCBI's taxonomy places the organism in Eukaryota, Metazoa, Chordata, Actinopteri, Cypriniformes, Nemacheilidae. Gene Ontology annotation, cellular component: intracellular membrane-bounded organelle; cytosol; nuclear speck.
UCACGCAUGCUUAUUUGGUGUUUAAAAUACUAAACAAAAACUACAACAACAAAAGUUUUUACUUCAGUUUUGUUUUGAAAUACAAUACGAAUAAUAUACUGUAUAUUAAAUUAUUAGGAUCGACUAAACAUUUUUCAGGGAAAACAAAAACAUACCCGAACCCUGACGUUUUUUUCGUAAGUACAACAUUUCUGUUCUUUGCAACAGGCGACUGGUUGUUUAGCCAUAAGCUAUUUUUUAAACGAGUGGGUGGUGUGAAUUUAAACUUCCUUUCUACUAUCACCACAAGCUGAACAGAAGAGCCAUACACGUUGCACAAUGUGUUUUACUCCCUACAAGAAGAAUAUAUUUGUAAAUAUUAUAAAUGAUUUGCUUUUGUUAUCUAGAGACAAGGGGGCUAAACAACAAAGACUAAGAGCGUAAAGAGGGGCUUUGCAAAGUAUAGGAUUAGAGAAAUGCAUAUUAUGCAGUUCUGCAUAAGCAGACAAGCCUGUGCUUGCAUGCUUCUUGGGAAAAACGCAACAAUUUUGUCAACCGUACUUGUAUCGGCCUUCUGUUUGACAUGAAUCGACUUUUAAGUGUAUGCAGAAUAAAGUGACAUUUUCAUGAACGCCUACACUUAUAAACUUCGCUCUUUAAAGUCCAUGCACCAGCGACACGAAGGUGUAACAUUAGAUCAAACGACGCGACAUAAAUAACCGGUAGCCGCACUUCCUGGUGCUGUAUUCAAGGAUCACUGUGCCAAGGGAACCGAAACAGCCAGCAUCGCGUGUGGGAAGUGUCACCGAUGAGCGAGCGCGCACCGACGGAGCGAGGAAUGCGGCGGUACUCGCAGUCGCGCGCCAGGUAGCGUUCAAACGAGAAGAUUCGCGAACGGGUCGCGAGACGGUGUUUUAUUUCCCGCCGUGUGCGCGAGCCGCUGGUGAAGCGAUGCUGUAGCCAUGGACUGCAGGAUAAAGGAGAAUCCUGCGAGGACGUUUGAUCUGGUGCUACAGGUUGCGUGUCCGUCGUCUGAAAAUGAAGAUCCGACAGUGCUGUGGAAGUUCCCUCAGGACUUUGGAGACCAGGAGGUCCUCCAGACUUUGCCCAAGUUCUGCUUCCCGUUUGACGUGGAGAGAGUGUCCCAGACUCAGGUGGGCCAGAACUUCACAUUUGUGCUCACAGACAUUGAGAGCAAGCAGAGGUUUGGAUUCUGUCGUUUAACGUCCGGCUGCAGGGUCUGCAUCUGUUUGCUCAGUUAUCUCCCAUGGUUUGAGAUCUACUAUAAGCUGCUAAAUACACUUGCAGACUACUUGUUGAAAAACCAGGAAGACGACUUGAACGACAUGCUGGAAACGCUGCACAACCACCCCGUGCCAAAGCCGAAUAUGCCAGUAAAUCUGAGUGUGCAUUCAUGCUUCAUAGCUCCUGAUGUUAAUGGACUCCCCACCAUACCUGAAAAUAGAAAUUUAACAGAAUACUUUGUAGCGGUGGAUGUGAACAACAUGUUGCACCUCUACGCCAGCAUGCUACAUGAGCGACGAAUCAUCAUUACCUCAAGCAAGCUUAGCACUUUAACUGCAUGCGUGCAUGGAUCCACCGCCAUGCUCUACCCCAUGCACUGGCAGCACAUCUUCAUCCCCGUUCUUCCUCCUCAUCUGUUAGACUACUGCUGCGCACCCAUGCCAUAUCUGAUCGGAGUUCAUCUCAGCCUUUUAGAGAGAGUGAAGAGCAGGUCUCUGGAGGACGUGGUCAUUUUGAAUGUGGACACAAACACCCUGGAAAGCCCUACGGACGACUUGCAUAACCUGCCCAGUGACGUUCUCUCCAGUCUGAAGAGUAAACUGAAAAAGCAGUCGACUGCUACCGGCAGCGGUGUGGCUCGGGCCUUCAUGCAUGCACAGGCUGCUCUGUUCGGCUCGUACCGGGACGCCCUGAGAUACAAGCCUGGAGAGCCAAUCACCUUCUGCGAGAAGAGCUUCGUGGCGCACCGCUCCAGCACCAUGAGAAGUUUCCUUGAGAUGGCCGUGAACUUGCAACUCUUCAAACAGUUCAUUGAAGGCAGACUGGCCAAAUUAAACGCAGGAAGGGGCUUUACAGACGUCUAUGAAGAGGAGAUCACAGAGGGGGGCUUCUGUAGAAGCAACACAAGAUCUUAUCAACAGUGGAUUCACACAAAGAUGAGGCAGAGGGCGAAACCAGUGGUGAAAAACCUUCAGAUGGCCAAAGAUCACGCGAAACGGAAAAUACGUGACAUGAAGGACAAGAUCACCCAAAAGGACGCUGAAGAAGAGGAAAGCCCAUACCGUCCUGGUUCUCCCACCAGCACUAAAAGCCUCUCACCCAGGAGACUUCAGAAGAAAGCGCAUCUCCAUCUACAAUCAUCUCCGCACCUGAGCCUCACCUAUACAGACAAUUACGACAACAAUGACGAUACAGCCAGCAGGAUAUCAUCCGAGGACAGCGGCGGGGUGCCGUCGUACAAUGAAGACAGCGAGGAUUCCGAAUUUGAGCCCGACGGGGGCCAGAAGGGGCAGAUGAGCCUGCUGGAAGAGAUUCUGGAUUCGCUCAGCACAUCCCACAUAGAGCAGAGUCGGCUCUCCGCAGCCAAGAGCCUGGACUUCUUGAGAUCCGUCGAAGACCUUGACUACAGUCCCACGAAACACUGCAAAUCCCAUUCGGCAAGCACUUCUGCUCAGGUCAGCUGCGAAGUCGGAAACGGCGAACAAGGUGAGUGGAACAUGGGUCAGGACGACAGCGCCGUCUACGGUAAACAUCUCCCACCUUCGCCCCGGCGUCAAGCCAGCUCCCGUUCCCUUCCCAUCCAUCCUCCCCUUCAGAACAACCUACCCGCCGAAGAGUCCUCUGACCACCCUGUGAGGAACUCUCUCCCUGACGUACCCACAAUUGAACUCACUAAACCUUCCGAGACUAACACCACAUGCUCUCAUACUCUCACCGAGUCCACAUGCAACACUCAACUCACCUCCGACCACCAGCGUCCGGCAGCUUGCAGCCUCUCACGGCAGAAGGUCUUCUCUAGAAAGAGACCUCAACAGGACCUGAAGCGGACAGCGGGACCCAGCGGCGGGCAGCAUUCCGCACUCGUACCAUGGGAGAUGGAAAAAGAGCAGAUCGCAGGAGAGGUCAAACAGGAGGAGGACAUUGAAGAAAAAGGCUUGCUGGAGGAAAUCGAUUCGAUGUGUCGGCUCAGCAUGGCCAUUACAAGUAACCUGGUUUUCACACAGGUUCAGAAAAACACCAGCUCGGACAAAUCCUGAAAAAUCACCAAACACUCACACGUGACCUCUCUCGGUUCUUAUUGGCGCUCUUGUACAACUUCACACCAGCACCGGGUUUGCACGAAGUAAGAGGUUCAUUUCAAGUGUUUUUGUAGUCUGUGUGAAUAGAUGAUACUUUUAUUUUCACAUCUUUCAAAACGAAAAAUCCAAGGGUUCAAAGGGUUCACAACAUUUGUCGUAUGGUAGUCAUAUUUAUUGUAGCUGUAUUUCAAUUUCAAAUACAACGCCAAUGAUUUGCACUUGAACGCGGAGAGUUACGCAUCAGAUCUAUUUAGAUGUCACUGUGGAUGAGGGGCAGACGUCCAUCUAUAUAUAUUUUACUAAAUCGUACGAAAGUAUUUAAAUAGAGAACUAAUUUCAACUAAUAUAUGAUGCCUUAAACCAGUUUCAUUUCAUUUUUUUCUCCGCAGUGUUUUCCAGACCGUGACUGUAGCGGGCUAGCUUGCUACUAUCGAUACUCGCGUGCAAUGCAUCUUAAAAGAGAGAUUUAUGCAGGACAGAUGGAGAACUGGUUCUUCAUUUGCAUUGUGGGUAAUGGGUAUAUUUUUGAAAUGCUAUUUUUCCAAAAUUCUCAGGAUCGAGAUAGAAAUGUAUUUUGUUUUUGCUUCACUAGGCCCUAGAUGCGAAUGUAAUAAUACUUGAUGAAAUCCCAUUUACUAACGCGGUUAAGUGUAAUAGCCUUAAAAUCGACAGCCAAAGUAUAUUAAUGUUCCUGAAGUGUUUAUGUUCGAACCUUGACAUUUCUUGGGCUGCCCAGUGGAAAGGGAAAACCGGUUACUAAUAAAAGAUACUUCAAAAUCAUUCUUCAGUUUAGUACCAAGUUUAAUCUGUGGCCUAAAACUUAAGUACAUGAACGCCGGAGCUUAUAAACUAUGCAACUGCGUUGUCGCAUUGUGUCAGUUUGUGCGACAGGGAAACUGAGAAAUAUUAGUUUCGGGUCAUUUUGAAGAUUAAACAACUGUGUGCUAACAGUGAAUUGGCAUUUUAUGGUGUUCUGUACUUGAUUGAGUAUAUUGAAUUUGUCAAGCAUGCAAAGAUCAAAUUUGAGCAUCACUUUUAAUGUCACAUUGGUGCACCAACUAGGAAGUGGUCAUUAGAUUCAGUGCUGGGUUCUUUAGUGGCUGAUGAAGUCUUUAGACUCUUGAGUGAUGUAGCACACAAGCUAUUUAUUCGAUCACCUCACAUCUCAUGUUGUAACAGUGUAGUUUUUAAAGUGUCCUAUAUCUUAAAUAUGCAUCUCAGUUGCAGUCGAUUUUGUAACAUCUAUUUGGCUUCGUUCCUGUGUGUUAAUGAUAACAGUGUAGCUCCAGGUUGAUCUGAAACUAUAUGCUUUAGCAUUUGAACCAAUCGAGAUCAUGUGACUAUGCAAAUUCCCACCUUUUUAGCAACAUUGGCAUUAGUAUUAAUAGUGUGUAAUACUUCACUUGAAACAUAAAUGCUGUUCGUACUGUAACUUACACUGAAAGGACAAACUAGGAGAUGGAAAUUGUGAGCGAUGUACUGCAGAUUUGCCUAUAUAGUUCAUAUAUUGGCACAAAUAAUCCUUAAUGUCCUUGAGACUCGGAGGACAUGUAAUGAUGGUACAAGAUUUCUCCCUAAAUUACUGACUAGUAAAUUAACCAUCAGCAACCUGUAGCAAUUUAUGAAUUUUCUUUUUAGCCCCGCCUCAUAUUUAAAUGCACUGUUGUGCCUUAUUAUUGAUUUCAUCAGCUAUAGUUGGUGUGACUUUAUCUCUGUUACAAACGUUUGCUUUUAGUUUUGUAUUUUGUUUAGUAGUACUCUACAAUCGGACAAUUUAUGCCACAAUCUUUUAUUAAUGUAAAGCCAUGAUAUUGUAAUUCACAUUAAGCUCUAAAAAUGGCCCUGAAAUAUAAAAAUGAACACUGAAGCCUCAUAUACUUGUGAUAUAAUGUGCUUUUUGUCUGUUAAAUUGUUUUUACGUACAUGAUUGAUGCAAGGACCAUCAGCCUGCACCAACCAGACACAAAAUCUGAUUUCAUGUUAUUUUUCAUAAACAACCUGCAGUUUCAUUGCGUAUUAAUACAGUUGCAUUAGAUAUUUUUGGUGUUGUAAAUUUGAUAAAUGUCUCGAGUGUGCUCUGCAUUUUAUUCACUUGAUUGUUUUGCAUUUUCCAAGUGUCUUUAAGUUCAUAGACAUUUUAAAAUGAAUUUUGUUAAGGAUUCUGUUGCAUUAUUUGAAAUCUGGUCACACUGCAGCACUGAAGGCGUUAUAUUAAAGAUGAAUCACGCAAGCUGUUUCAGUUUAGCUGAACACUACUUAUAACAAGGUAGUAGCCACAAAAAAGAGAUUCAAUAAAAAGUGUUUUGUACACUUUUGAACUGCUGUAAAGUACUACCCAAAAUCUUUCUUUAUACUGUUUACAUAUGAACUGGUUCUUGAUGUGCAUUUUUAUUGUAAAGUUCUGUAUUCUUUUGUUUUUUUUGAAGAUGAAUGAGCACACCUCACGAAGUCUAACAUGAUGUCAACUUUUAUGACUGUGGUACCAUUUUUGUUUUGUAACUUUUUCCUUAAGUUGAUCAAGUUUGAUGUGUCUCGCUGUGGCACUUAGUAAAUUGUGACGUGCUGUAAUCAAAUCAGUGCAUUUUACAACAGAUUUUGUUUGGUUUAAGGACAGACUUAACGUUCAUUCUUUUUCUCGAAUGCACAUACUAUAGAAACUCAGUGCCAUGUUUCUUCUGUGGUGGUUGAUGGUUGAAGCGAAUGCUUCUGACUGACUAAUCUUAAAUGAUAGAACUCUUCAUACACAGCCGCAUGCUUUCGGUACAGUUGUAUACAGUGUUCAUGUGUCAAAUAGGUCAGUCCAAUGUGUUUUUACAAAACUGUUUGCACUGUGAACUGAAAAUAAAUGAUAUAAAUGUCUAUACAA